Molecule: messenger RNA, 892 nt
Organism: Entelurus aequoreus (snake pipefish)
Lineage: Eukaryota; Metazoa; Chordata; Actinopteri; Syngnathiformes; Syngnathidae
Product: ly6/PLAUR domain-containing protein 1-like
Exons: 3
Coding region: 48-455 (135 amino acids)
Biological process (GO): acetylcholine receptor signaling pathway
Molecular function (GO): acetylcholine receptor inhibitor activity
Source: RefSeq, a predicted model, not a curated record
CGUCUGAGACAGAGUUCCCGCGGUCGGAUGCGUUCCCGCCGGGAGACAUGCGUCUGCUCGUGGUGGCGACUUUCUUUGGAGUCUUAAUGGCGCUCGCAGGAGACGCCCUACAGAUCCAGUGCUACCAGUGCGAGGAAAUGAAGCACAACGACUGCUCCACGCCCGAGUACGUUGUCAACUGCACCGUCAAUGUGCAGGACAUGUGCCAGAAGGAGGUGCUGGUCAGACCUGAUGGGAUUCAUUACCGGAAAUCAUGCGCGUCCUCCGGGGCUUGUCUCAUCGCCUCCUCCGGUUAUCAGCAGUUCUGCACCGGGCGGCUGAACUCGGUGUGCAUUUACUGCUGCAACACGCCACUCUGCAACGGACGCAAGAAGAAGCGACCCGCUUCGUCUGCGGCAACACCCGACCCCCAGAUGAGCGUUUUUCUCGCCCUACUUUUGCUGUCUCUGACAUAGAUGCUGCCCCUGCAUCUCCUGCACACCACUAGUUGUUUCCUUUGAACCAUCGUAACAACCUUCAUUCCCACCUGACUCUAGCACACGCUCUCUCAAUCCCAUUCUGUUUUGGAACCGGAAUCCCUCAACACUUUUUUUGCUUUUUUUUGUGAGUUGGACUGUGCGGUCCGUGGGGGUUUUGGUCAGGUCCUUCUACCGUAUGCCUUAAUAGCUCCUAUACUAUAAAUUGCAGAAGUUGUCUUGCCUUUUGUUUCACGAGUAGUCAACGUGCACUUUUUCACCGCAAAGUGUGCAUCAUAUUUUCCCCAGAGUGGACAAUGCCUGUCAAUGUGCAUCGACACCAUGUGAGAAUUAGACUUUCAAAAAGCAUUUAAAGGCCUACUGAAAUGAAAUUGUCUUAUUUAAACAGGAAUAGCAGAUCCAUUCUAUGUGUCAUA